Diplodia corticola is the source of this 1581-nucleotide messenger RNA. Its product is annotated as s-adenosylmethionine synthase. The transcript has a single exon. The coding region runs from base 1 to 1581 and encodes 526 amino acids. NCBI's taxonomy places the organism in Eukaryota, Fungi, Ascomycota, Dothideomycetes, Botryosphaeriales, Botryosphaeriaceae. The record is from RefSeq and is a predicted model, not a curated record.
AUGCGCCCGGCCGCUCCCGCCAUCGAUUGGGCGGCCGUCCGGCACGCUGCUCUUGGCUUCGCGCUCCUCGCUGGCGUGAAACUUGCCGCUUUUGCCUUCGACCGCGGCCUGGACACCUACGUCGGUCUGGUCACGCGCCUCUUCGAACAUGAACCAUGGGUGCCGUACGAAGACCUCGUUGUACCGAAUGCACCACGGCCUGCCCUCGACUGGACCCGUUGCGCUUUGCUCCACAACCGCAUCGUCGAGCUGGGCUGGCUGGGAUACAACAAUGGCAGCGGAAGAGACGCAGCGACGAGGGACACGACGACAUGGUGGGCCAGGCACCAGCACGAGGCCGAGCAGAUCCAGGAACGCCUCACUCCGGACUUGAUCGACUUCUUGCAGCAUGCCCAGAUGCCCGAGGAAGGAUUGGCCUUCACCCACGAGCUGGCCGGCCUCGCGCACCCGCACACCAUGUUUUCGUAUCUCGACCAUUUCGACGAGGGUGAGUAUAUGCUGCUCCUCUACGAGGCGCCCUGGGAUGUGGGCGGAGACAUGUUUGGCCUGGCUUUUGACAAGCGCGACAAUCUGGUACACUUCUUCCCGUGGCAGGACGGCGUCGGCGCCGACGUGAACUGGUUCCCACUGGAACUGGCAUUGCGGACGUAUCUUGGCAUGAUCGAGGCGGGCAAGUAUGUCGCGUUGCCUCCUGCGCAGCUCAAAGCAAUCGAAGAGCGGCAGGACCUGGACCUCGUCCACCCGCCGUGGGCCAAGAUGGCGUGGGAAACCAAUGGUGGGAUCGAGAGGACCAUCGCCAAGCUCGACCUCCUGAUGCAAGCCAUCUGGGAGCGUAUGCCCGCCGAGGCCCAGACCGCGCAACGUCAGCUCAGGCACCAGCAGCGCAUGAUCUCCGAGACAUCACUGCUGCGCGAGCAUGGCCCCGCCGCCCCCCGGAACAGCUUCCUCCACCUCUUCCUGACUCGAGCCGCCGGCUGUCCUUUCGACUACAUAGCCCCGGGCCUCAAGUGCCCCACGGACGAGACCAUCGAGUCCAUAUUGGCAGAGCCGCCCGUCCCGGAAUCUUACGUGGCUGACGGACGAGAUGCGGCCGCGCUGCCGGUGCUCCUGUUUCCAUCAGAUGAGCGGGUGCAGGACGACGUCGACGGUGGAGACUUCUACGGGUGGUACAAGGCCACGCUGACCGGCGUGCUCGGCGGACUGUACAUGGACGGGGCAUCGCACCGCGACUCGUACCAGGACGGCGUGCAGCUCGUAACGCCGUUUUGCGUCAGGCAAUACGGCUGGGCGCGUUGGGGCGACGGGCGCGAGAUCAUGGACUAUGCUUGGCGCAUGUACGACGAAACCCGGGCCGCUCAUGGGUGUGAAGCCUAUGUCUCGCUGUUCCAGCUUGGCAAUAACGCUUUCACCUAUGGGCACCACACACCCCUGCACGUCAUCCUGGACCAUUGGCUGGAUCUGGUCGAGAGCGGGCUCUGGGCGGUCGGGGCCGACGGCGUCGAAGGCGGCAUGUCAGUGUUUAGGAUGGCAGACUCGGAGGAGCACUGGUGGAGAUACUGCGUGCAGCCGGCCUCCUGGUAG